Marmota monax (woodchuck) is the source of this 4055-nucleotide messenger RNA. RefSeq names its product signal peptidase complex subunit 3 (gene Spcs3). The record is from RefSeq and is a predicted model, not a curated record. Gene Ontology annotation, cellular component: signal peptidase complex; membrane. The transcript is spliced from 5 exons. Bases 120 to 662 code for a protein of 180 amino acids. Gene Ontology annotation, biological process: protein targeting to ER. NCBI's taxonomy places the organism in Eukaryota, Metazoa, Chordata, Mammalia, Rodentia, Sciuridae.
GCCGCGGCUGCGCGCGCUCCCGGAACGUGCGCACCGCAGGCGGCGCGGAUCGCAGGUCCGCUGCCGGAACCGGACCCCGGGUGCCUGUGUGGCGACAGGGCUCGUGAGAAAAGGUCGCGAUGAACACGGUGCUGUCACGGGCGAACUCCUUGUUCGCCUUCUCGCUGAGCGUGAUGGCGGCGCUCACCUUCGGCUGCUUCAUCACCACCGCCUUCAAAGACAGGAGUGUCCCGGUGCGGCUGCACGUCUCGCGGAUCAUGCUAAAAAAUGUAGAAGACUUCACUGGACCAAGAGAAAGAAGUGAUCUGGGAUUCAUUACAUUUGAUAUAACUGCUGAUUUAGAGAAUAUAUUUGAUUGGAACGUUAAGCAGUUGUUUCUUUAUUUAUCAGCAGAAUAUUCAACAAAAAAUAAUGCUCUGAACCAGGUUGUCCUCUGGGACAAGAUUGUUCUGAGAGGUGAUAAUCCGAAGCUGCUGUUGAAAGAUAUGAAAACAAAAUAUUUUUUCUUUGAUGAUGGAAAUGGUCUCAAGGGAAACAGGAAUGUCACUUUGACCCUAUCUUGGAACGUUGUACCAAAUGCUGGAAUUCUACCUCUUGUGACGGGAUCAGGACAUGUAUCUGUCCCAUUUCCAGAUACAUAUGAAAUAACGAAGAGUUAUUAAAUUAUUCUGAAUUUGAAACAACAUAUUUUUAUACUUAAUGAAUUAUAUCUCAUUUAUCUUUUCCCUUGCACCUUCAUUUGUUUUGGGUUGUUACUUUGUGGGUUUUUUUGGUUUGUUUUUGUUUUUGAUGUAGAAGUAACAUCAAAAGGCAUAUUUGAAGGAAAAGGUUAAUAGCAUACUCAACCUUAAAAACAAAACAAAAACAAGGCUAUCAGAGAUAGCUAUAUCUCUGAUAUAAGAAUAAGGCUAUAAGAAUAAGGCAACAACAUAAUAAGAACUUGGUAUAUAUUUGAAGUAUUCCCUGUAUUUCCAUUAUUCUUUAUGGAAUAUAAAGUGAGCAUGAAGGGUUGUUAAAACUUUCAGGUGCCUGUAGAGUUAUAAGAACUCUGAAUUUUAUGCUUGGCAUUCAUGCAAGUUCACAUUGGUUGUGACUUAGAUGUAGACAUUUUCUUUUAUCUCUUUUAGUGUAUGUUAGAUUACUGGAAAAAUUAAUAUACUUAUUCGUUAGAAGCCUGGUUUACAAAAAAGCCAAAAGUGAUAGAAUUUUAUUCCAUUUGUUUUAGGAUACCCAUAAUGUGUGUUUUUCUUAGAUGACUAGCAGCUUUCUCCACUUAAAUACUAAAUACCUCUUCUAUGUUGUAAAUCAUUCAAACUCAUUUUUAAGUCUCAAGUCAACCAAAUGUGUGUCUUUUAGUGCUAGCUCUAAAAAUGUUCCUUUGUGUAUCUUUAUAUACUUUUUAGCAUUGCCAUUGAAAGUUGAAAAUCUUUGCAUGAUUUAUCCUUUGAGUUAAGUUUGUUCUUGUGAGCAUGCCAAGUGCCACUAAGUGGUAAUUAUUUGCAAUUAUCCAUAGGUUCAAAUUUUAAUAAUUAUUGGAAUAGUAAUAAUAUUUGGCAGUGUGCUUUUCCAUUUACAAAGCACUCUUGUGUUUUAUGUUAGCCUCAAUAAUCCAAGGAGGUAAGUAGUGCAAAUGUUAGUUCUUUGCAGAUCAAGAAACUGAAACUCAGAAGUUUAUUGAAUCGCUCCAAAGUUAAGUAGCAAGGAAUGAAGUUAAAGCUUGAGCUCACAUCUCAAGGUACUCUUAAGCUUAUCCUUUCUCUUACACCUCAGUUUACAGACUAAUCAAAUUUGACUUGUAAUUGUCAUUAUGUUUUUUUAUUACUCCAGACACCCUUUGUAUCACUCUUAGAAGAUGAUUCCCAUUAUGUAUGAAAGCGACUAAUUUUCAAGUUGCCAACAACUUAACAUAGUGGUAAUAUCUCAUUUUCCACAUAAAUUCAUUUUACUCACAUUAAAAGUAUAAAAAAUGUAAAUGUGUGAAAAAAUAAUGUAGAGAUUAAAUACAUAAUACAUAAUUGAGCAUAUGAGCAUAUUUAAGAUGAUUUAUUUUUUCUGUAGAGGAGAAAUAAACAUCCUCAAAGGUAGCAAUUGCAAAUUAUUAUUAAAAGCAAGACCAAGCACUGUAGUACACUAUCAGCAACAACCAAAAAGGGCUAAUAUUUUCUAAGAAUAGUUUAAAUUAAAUAAAAUUUGUUUUGUUUACCUAAUGAAAUACAUCACUGUUUAGUUACAUUCAUUUUUGACAGCUAUCAUAUGUGGGUCAUAUAAAAGCAUGUACAUAUGAGUUUUUAAACCAGCAAAAAAGGUCAAAGUUAUAAUAUGAAUACUAGACUGGGUUUGGCUCCCAGCUUUUUCAUUAAACUUUUCAGGGUCUCAGUUUCUGUAUCUGUAAAAUGACAGAGUUGGAGUAGUUAUAUGGUGAUUCUUCACACAAGUCUAUAAAAUUUGUUUUAUCUGUUCAGCUAAGAGAUUGAACAGAAAAGCACUUUAGUGAUGGGAAGAUGAUUAAAAGGUUAGCACAUAAGUCAUACUGAUCUGACUAUUGCUGUUACACAUUUUACACCUACAAAAUUUAACUUUACUUACUUUAUACAAUAUUAGACAUGUAAACUUAAAAUCUGCAGAAGUAAAAAACUUAUAAAAACUGGGAAUGUUGUGAUUAAAUCAGGCUUGCUCAGUAAGCCUGAAAUAUUAACCAGACAUGGAUUCUAGUUUAAUAGGUGUUAUACCUUUGGGGUGAGUGGCUCUAUUACUCUAAAAGAGAUUAUUAUUGAAAUUGAGUUACGGUUUGUUCAUUUGACAAGCCCCCUUUUUGGGAAUUUGGUGAGGGAGAGAAAUAGACCCCACCAGUACAAUAUGGAUGAAGUUUUUCAUUUUUACUGAACUAAGGGAAAAUGCUCAGGAUUAAGAAUGCUUCAACAUGGGAAUAAGGAAUCUGCAUCUCAGGAACUCAUUUUUGGGUGUGCUCAGCUUUAUUAGUUUACCGUAAUUCUACUUUUUGAAAAUUUGAUUUGUGUUCAGUUUGAUAACCAUCUCCUUGGUCUCAGUGUUUUAAAGAGGUCUCAUCAAGUCUCUACAAAGACACAAGGCUUCAGACAUAUAACGACCUAAGUAUGACCAGAAAUAUCGGAGCUCGGAGAUUAUUCUGAGCAAAGAGAAUAAUAAUUACUGGAUACUUAUUUAAAGUAAUUACAGUUAGAAGUGAAUUUAAUUUUAAAAUGUAGCACUCAUCCUUUAGCAGUUUAACCUUGGAAAACUGGCUAAAUCAGUGUUUUUUAUUUCCAUACUUGACUACCUUUAGUUUCUCUCUGCUGAAAGGAAAAUUACAAAAAGCUUCAGAAAUUCCUAAGGUUGUAAUAGGAAAUGGAUUAUUUUGAAUUUCCUUUCCUGGGCUUAUUUUGUAGUUCUUUGGUGGAUCUGGCCAGCCAAUUAAAAGCUUUGGAGUUGGGGUGUCAAAUUAACAGGUGUUACUUUAUAAUACUUUGAAUUGACUUGUAAUAGAUUUAUGGGGGAAAACUCCAUAAGCUGUGAACAUAAAUCUAUCCAUUUCAAAAGCUUUCCUUGCUUUUAGCAGAGAGCCUGUGUACAUUACAUGAAACUGCCAAUAGUUUAAAGGAUUUAUUUCAAAAAGUUGUUGCAUGUUUUGAUGCAAUUUGGAAAAUUGUUUACUUCAAAAACACAGAUUCACAAGAAAAAAAUCCAUAAAAAUGUGUUUGAGGAUUUUCAUAAUUGCAAUAAAUAUUCAGCAUUUUUUCUAAUGAAAAUGAAUUUUGUUUAAGAGUAAAAGUAUGCAUUUUGAAAAACUUUCAGAUUUAUGCUUUUUAUGUGAAGCUGCUGAAUUAAAAAAGGAAGAAACCAAGUCUAGUAUGUUUUGGGGGGUGGGGUAGACGGGAGGCAGUUAAUUACACCUAAAUUAUCUUCUCCAGGGACUGUAUGCUCCUAUACUAGACUGUAAGCCCUUUGAGGACAGGCUGUUGGAUUUAUCUUUGUACCUUCCCCAGCACCUAGCAUAGUGCCUUGCACAUGAUAGGCACCCAAUAAAUAUUGAUAAUGAA